Quercus lobata is the source of this 1327-nucleotide messenger RNA. Its product is annotated as 26S proteasome regulatory subunit 4 homolog. Gene Ontology annotation, molecular function: ATP binding; ATP hydrolysis activity. The coding region runs from base 1 to 1143 and encodes 380 amino acids. The transcript is spliced from 6 exons. The record is from RefSeq and is a predicted model, not a curated record. Lineage: Eukaryota; Viridiplantae; Streptophyta; Magnoliopsida; Fagales; Fagaceae.
AUGCACUGCACAAAGCACAUAUUGGGCUCCGAACACAUUUGUAUUGGUUUGAACGAGACAUAUUGGGCUCAUGCUCAACAAGAGGCUGAGAACACUGCUAAGGAUGAUGAUGUUCCUCCUGCACCUACUACUCCUUUGCACAAGGGCCUCUUGAUCAGUACCACCAGUUUGUAUGGUGUUCAAAUUUUGAAUCGUAUUUUGCAUGGUGUAUGGUCUAUGCAGGUCCUUUCUGUGGUUGGGCUUCUUCAAGAUGAGGUUGAUCCCAUGGUGUCCGUGAUGAACGUUGAGAAGGCUCCACUGGAGUCAUAUGCUGACAUAGGUGGGUUAGAUGCCCAGAUUCAGGAAAUUAAAGAAGCAGUGGAGCUUCCUCUUACUCAUCCUGAACUGUAUGAAGACAUUGGUAUUAAACCCCCCAAAGGAGUCAUACUAUAUGGGGAGCCUAGCACAGGAAAAACCUUGCUUGCCAAGGCAGUGGCAAACUCAACGCCAGCUACUUUCUUGAACGUGGUCGGAAGUGAAUUAAUCCAGAAAUACUUGGGUGAUGGGCCUAAAUUAGUCAGGGAACUCUUUCGAGUUGCAGAUGAUCUUUCACCAUCAGUUGUCUUUAUUGAUGAGAUUGAUGCGGUUGGCACAAAAAGUUAUGAUGCACAUUCAGGUGGUGAACGUGAAAUCCAGAGGACAAUGUUGGAAUUGCUGAACCAAUUAGAUGGUUUUGAUUCAGGAGGAGAUGUCAAAGUGAUUCUUGCUACAAAUAGAAUCGAAAGUCUUGAUCCUGCCUUGCUUCGUCCUGGUAGAAUUGACAGGAAGAUUGAAUUCCCUCUGCCAGACAAAAAAACAAGGAGGCGUAUUUUCCAGAUACACACAUCAAGAAUGACAUUGGCAGAUGAUGUCAACUUCGAAGAGUUUGUGAUGACUAAAGAUGAAUUUUCUGGGGCUGAUAUCAAAGCAAUUUGUGCCGAGGCUGGCUUGCUUGCAUUAAGAGAGCGCCGUAUGAAGGUGACACAUGCAGACUUCAAGAAAGCUAAGGAAAAAGUGAUGUACAAAAAGAAAGAAGGGGUGCCAAAGGGCUCUAUAUGUAGAUGGUGGCCAGUUCCACUGGCCGGAAAAUACAUGUGCAUCCUCCUUGUUAUUUUUAGCUUUUGAUGUCAAAUUAAUUUGAUGUGAAAUAUUCUGCUGAACAGUGGAAUGCCAGCACCUAUUUUUUGGAUGUCACUAGUAUUAAAUUUAGGCCCUACCAUGGGUUGACUAAGAAAUUUUAAUUUGAUGAGUUCUCUAAUGGAGAUAAGAACCCUUAUUUUAGGAAUUGCAUGUUUUAGGCUAAGUUAUG